Molecule: messenger RNA, 7914 nt
Organism: Osmia bicornis bicornis
Lineage: Eukaryota; Metazoa; Arthropoda; Insecta; Hymenoptera; Megachilidae
Product: rap1 GTPase-activating protein 1-like
Exons: 11
Coding region: 2759-5191 (810 amino acids)
Biological process (GO): activation of GTPase activity; regulation of small GTPase mediated signal transduction
Cellular component (GO): cytoplasm
Molecular function (GO): protein binding; GTPase activator activity
Source: RefSeq, a predicted model, not a curated record
CUAAAACAGUCCUGCGGCACUUGGAUCCGUUGUCAGUUCGCGUAGCGCGUGCCUAUACCGUCUUUUUUUAUCGAUCGAUCGAUCGAUCGACGGAUCGAUAGAAGCCUCGAUGCUAUUUGCCCGCGAGAAAGUUUCGGUCCUGCGGUGAACGUGGUGCAAAGUAAAUCGAGCGAACGGUGCCACCGCGAUUCGUGAAACGUUCGCGCCAAGAUAAAUGGAUUCGAAUCGAACGAAAAACAGUAAUUGAAGCGUCGGAACAAUUGCAUCGAAACAGUUUAACCGAAGCGUCGAACAAUGUUAUCGCGCGGUCGCUCGUUAAUUGCUUGAACGACAAGCAAUUAGCGGUCGCCGAUGUACCGUGGGCUGGUUUUGAAUAAUUCUUUUUUUUUUUUUAUUCUUCCUUCCAACGAGGCGAUAGCCGAACGAAUGGAUCCGUAAGGCAGGCGCGAAGUGGAAAAAUCGCGUCUCGCGCGACCAUAACGAGUCACUUGGCUCGCCGGUAAUUACCGCAUCGCUAACGGUAAUUACUCUCCGUCUGUCCGCCGUUUAAUUUCCAAGGUGUAAAGUAACUUGCACCUCGAAUCGUCCGGGUGUACGCUUUCCAAUGACUGAACGCAACGCUCUGUAUCUGUGCUUUAUUAAUUCCUUCUAUUUCCUUUAUCGCCGUUUUUUAUCAACCAUCCUUCGAACGUUAUCAGGCAAGGCUAUCUACGGAGGUUCGGUGAACGGAAAUCGUUUCCUCGAAAUCUCGGUUGCACAAAACCGGAGAAAGAAACAGAGAAAAACGUUGUUUUAGAGCGCGUAAAGACGACUAGGGAGGUUGACUUAUGAUAAAACCGAGAUAAACUUUGCCGUAUCAUUCAUUUACGCGGCCAGCCUUGAAAUUCUAUUAUACUUUUCAGUAAUUUAUUAUGGAAAAUAGGAGAGAUCGUGGAAAAGUAGAGAUAGUAGAUCGCGAGGUAAGGUUAUCGCGUGUUUCCCUCGUCGGAUUAUCUGCAGGGACGGGCGGUUCCAGCGGACGGGCACAGGUAGAGUGGAAGAAAAAGGAAGGCACGGGUAAGAAAGUUCCUUCCGUGUCCGCGAUCUCUUGCUCCGCCGCGUCCACCGAAGAAACGCAUCAAGGGAGUUAAUCGAUCGCGAACGAUAACGGUAUCCACGUGUAUCCUGGCUGUAUACGCGUAAUCGUGAUUCGACGAAACGCGUAACGAGCUGAACGGUAAACCUACCCCUUUCGAUUCUAUUCGGUUAACGAGCAUCCAAAGGCGACCUUCUUCUUCGGCUCGGGAAAAAAACUGUUCUAACGCGAUUCUAAGACGAUCCCGUGACAGCUCUCGGCCUUCCACUGUUGACGAGAACUUCUGUUAACGGUACGACGAAGAAACGUCUGUCGAGUAAUUGAAGCAGAUCGUUUUUAAUAGACGCGAUGCACAGCAGUUUCGAUUCUACCGCGGGAAAAGGAUGAAAGAAGAGGGAGAGAAUUUCAUUUAUCGUGGUCGAGCUUGAGGGAACUUCAGUUUUUAAUAGAAUAUUGUAAAUUAAAAGACUAAUUGAAGUGAAUAGCGGACAAAAAUAAUGAUGAAUCUUCUUUCCGUCAGUUUGUUUGCUGCCUGAUGAGGGAUUGUUAUUUAAAUUCUAUGGUCGUACGAAGUAUCGACGGUGCAAUUAAACUGUAUUCUUCUCGAGGAUAAUUCUGUUGAAGUUCGGAAAAGUUAUUCCGGAAGAAGGAUCGAGGGUAUUCGAUGGUUAAGCGAGUUUCGAACUACCUAAGAUGGAAGGAAGGAAAAUGAGGCCUGCAUAUAUUGACAUACAUUAAUUCUUUUAAGACAGAAUUAAACUCCACGGAAACGUUGCACUCGUUUGUUGUUAAAACUUUGGGAUUCAUGAUGAAUUACCUGAAUUUUUAUUAAUUAUUUCAUAAAGAAGUUCAAGCUUCAUUUCAAGGAAACUUUAGAAAUAAAAAGUUGAAAGAGAUUGCUCACAGUAUUGUGUCAUCGCAGGAAGAAGCAGUGAUAUUUAAAAAGUGUCAUUUUGUCGAGUGUUAUAAGUGUUCAGUGUUCAGUGAACAGUGUAGCUGGACAGUUUCUAAGAGUAAUAUAUAUUUAUAAGAAAGGAUAUCACGCGUUGGCGGAAGUGUAAGCCUGACUCGGUUUCCUCUUUUCUGCCAUCCGACAGGAGUCUGAUUAAGCACUCGGGGGAAUCGAAAAUCGAACAAGAAUUAAGCAAGAGGAUUCCUUGGAACUAGCAAAAUAUGAAACUCGUACGGUACAUUUAAAAAAAAGAAAACGCUGCAUCAUCCGGAUAAUUAAAAAUCACGAGUGCGCGCUUUCCAUUCGUCAGGAAUCAAAAUUCGAAAUUAAUCGCAACAAACAAGCUGAAUAUACACAGCAGAAGUUCCGCAACGAUAAUUAAUUUCGUGGAACUGAAUGAAAAUCGAAUUGACGAAUCGCAAAGGAUUCUCCGCUACGGACUGUCCGAUUCGUUGGCCGCUGUUAAACGUCAUCGAUAACGCAAUUGAAUUAUCAUCCAGGUGUAUACACACUUUCCGAACGUGAGUCACGUAGACGCAUUUUCGAUUCGAGGCAUCGAGGACGUGGUACCGUUCGAUUCGUCGCAUUAGAGACCGCUGGUAUAUCGGCCACCUUCCUCUUCUUCUGUUGUUUUCUUCGCAUCAACUUGGGAAUCUCGCGAUUCGCACGAUAAUAAGUUCGAUUGUCUUUCGAGUUUCUUCGUAUGUGACUGUGCAAGUAAAGCCGCGGAGAUGCUGAAGAUACGUAUGCUGGAUUACAUCGGGGACACUGGGAGACAGCAACUGGAACAAUCCGUGUAUUGUGAGGCUGAAUCCCGGCGUGCCGCGCUGGAGGAUGAGAGACAAGAUGUUCAAGGUACCAAUCAAGAAAAAAUAAAGAGUACUACGCAAGAUUUAUUCGAAUUGCUGGAAAGGGUGCAGAGUUCACGUCUCGAUGAUCAACGAUGCGUUCUACCACCGUAUUUUUCUCAGACCCCAAGGGAGGACAGGGCAGCGUCAAGUCCUGGUAAUCAGAAUAAUCACACACCCACACCAUCGCCGUCACCGGUUGGAGAUGCCCCCGUUGGCAGAGCCCUUAUGGAGGCUGCGCUUCAGCAAGCCACUUCCGGAACUCAGCCACCUCUGGUGGUGACACCGUCCGGAUACUGGGUCGACGGUACCGAUCAUCGACACGCCCUGGACUCGGUCGGCAGGGCGUUACUUCCGGCACAGCCUGCCUGGCAACCCAGGAUAGAUCAAGAUGAUACGGCUAAAUGCUACAGGCGAUUCUUUGUCGGAAGGGAACACGUGAACCUGGUGGGUAGGGACGGAGAGAACGGGCCGGUCCUGGUCUCGGUGAAGGCCGAGACGGUUGGUGGACAGGAGCACUGGAGGGUCUUAUUGCGAUUGCGAGCUGGCUCGACCCACGAAUUGGUACCAGCCGCGAACCUCGGCCCGAAUCCAUCACCCGCGAAAAUGGUCAAGGCGAUUAACGAAUCCUUGAACGUGAGCACCCUGAUGCCUGUUGUCUGUUCCGGUGCUGGCACGCUAAUAGCACGGUACGAUGAGCAUGCUUUGGUGUCGAGGUUUAAAUUUGGUGUUCUUCAUCAACGUGCCGGCCAAGUCACCGAGGAGCAACUUUUUGGGAACCGACAGAUUACACCAGCCUUCCAGGAGUUCCUCGAUUUGCUGGGUCAAAAAAUCGAUUUGAAGGAUCACAAAGGUUAUCGUGGAGGCUUAGAUACUCGUCAUGGACAGACAGGAGAUUCUGCGGUGUACGAGGUAUUUAGAGGUCGAGAAGUGCUCUUCCAUGUCGCCUCUCUUCUUCCAUACAGUCCUGGGGACUCGCAGCAAUUACAACGUAAAAGACACAUCGGCAAUGACAUCGUCGCGAUAAUAUUCCAAGAGGAGCCAACUCCUUUCAGUCCAGAUAUGAUCGCCAGCCACUUCUUGCAUGCAUUCAUCGUGGUACAAGUCGUCGACCCCUGCACUCCUUAUACCAGGUACAAAGUCAGUAUCACAGCACGAAAUGAUGUUCCCUGGUUUGGUCCAGCAUUGCCAACACCAGCUGUGUUUUCCCGGGGUGUAGAAUUCAAAGAAUUCCUUUUGACGAAAUUGGUGAACGCUGAAAAUGCUGCGUACAAAGCUGAGAAGUUUUCAAAACUUGAGCUAAGAACGAGGUCAGCCCUCUUGGAGUCAUUGACGGAAGAAUUGCAAGGGAAGACUGCCGAGUUCCUUGGUGGAGCGAUUGGUUUCGGAGGUAGCGGCCUGGGAUUUGGAGGUAACUGUCCAGUAAGUCCGACUGCGAGCGACGCCUCAGGAUCCGGCAGCGGCGGAAGUGGCUCCAGAUUUAUCGAUACCGUACGAAAAGCGCUGAUAUCGCGUGUUCGAAAUGCGUCCACCGAGAGUGUGCCCCAGCAGUUAUCGAAGAAAGGCCAGUCGGAGCCAAGUCCUCCGAGUAAUCGACAAUCAACGACAAAGAUCAGUAGCAAACGAUCAGUGGAACCAUCGAGUCCUUUAGGCUCUCCAGAUUUAACGCUUCGAAGGGAUUCGGAACGCGGAAGUCCUAGCUUAGGUAGCCAAGACAGCAGUUUAUCCAACACCGACAAUCAAGAUAGUAGUCUGGCCACUUUGCAGCAAGACGAGGUUGAUCGUAGAGAAUUCUCAACAACGACAACAACAGCAGUUUGCUCCAACAGUGAAACGACGCAAGAGAACAAAACUUCCGUGUCGUCUGUUCAGAGAUUGACUCAUGAGAACUUACGGAAACAGGAGAGGACGGAGAAGACAGAGACGACCCAGCGUGUCAUUUCCGAAAGCGACGACAGCUCGUUGAACAGCGAGCUAGAACUGGACCAAGCUGUCUAUCCGGACAGUGAUACCGGACUCGAAUCGAUGAGUUCCGCGGAAACCCAUGACACUGUACGAUGUACCACCAAGGAUGGGGUGUUAGAGAACGAGAACUUGAGGAUGGAGGUCACCAGGUUGAAAUGCGACAAACUAGAUCUGCUCAGGCAGAAUGUGACUUGCCAACGCGAUAUAAAACGUCUACGAGAAAAGGAGCUACAAUUGCAGUCCGAUUUAGCAGCCGCUUCCAAGGAGAUUCUUCGAUUGCGAGCUAUGUUGAAAGAAUGUUCGACUAGUAUUCCAUUGGAUAAUAAUAAUCAGCAAACGUCUACCGUAUAAAGAUAACGAUGCAAUUAUUAGAUUGUAAUAAUUAGUUGAACACUCUGUAUAACGUACUAAUUCGGAGUUGCUUCUUUCAAAGAAAACUAUCCGAAGAGGUAUCUUGCAAAGAGUUUGAACGCGCAAUCGAAAUAUGCUUUACGUUUUGUUUUUAAACUGUACGAUUGAAGUUCUUUAGAUAGAAAUAUUGGGUACAAAUGCUGUAUAUUAUAAGAGAAAGGGUCAGUGAAGGAUAUUUAAAAAAAAAAAGAAAAGAAAAGAAAAGAAGAGAUGAUUCUGCGAUAUAAUAAAUAGCGACGCGUCUUUCAAUAUAUUCACAGCGUAGACGCUAAUUGUUACUUUGUAGUAGUAUUUGUUUCACCUUUAACCAUUAUUAUUUAUCUAUUAAUUUAUUAAUAGAUGUAAGUUAAUCUCUAAUAGUCAAUAUAAUUAUUAAACGAUUCAGAAACACACAAACGAUACGAAGAUACAUGAUGAAAAUAUGAAAUGAUAAAAUCAUUUAAACAAGUAGGUGCAUCUUGUCAUUAUGGUAGGUAGAUAUCUUUAGAAUUACAAAGUAAAAUGGCCUUUAGACUUAGAGUUUCCGAACUUGAGAGUAAAUAAACAGAAAUUAAUAUAACAUAUUUUAUCUGUAAUAAAUGUUUAAAAAAUUGAGAUCGUAUAUAAAUAUAUACGUAUAUAUAUAACACAGUUACGGUGCUCGUAUUGUUUUAGAACGAGGUAACUGUAAAUUGUCCCAUAAAACAGUAUAAAGCGAUUGGUAUAAAUGUUGACACGCUUAUGGGCUUUAGAAAUAUGUGUUUUACCGAUAUAUCUCUGACGUCUCACAUUGAAACAAGGAUAUGUAUCGUUAGUUACAGUAUUUGUCACGGUAAUUAAUUACCGAAAAAAAACCAUUACUAGUUUUUUAGUAUUAGUCCGAAAGAAUUGUAGGAGAUAUGAGAAAAACCUCGUUAGUUAAUCUCUUCCGGUUAUAUCGUGUUAGCCAAUUUAGAAUAAGAGUAGACAUUUUUCUUUCUAGCCGUUCACACGGUUGUAAUGAUUUAGCUGCACCAAAUUGUUUAACGGCACGUUACGUAUCCAUGUGUCAGUAACAUACGAAUAGAACACGUAUUAUCGUUGAUUGUUCACCAAUAUGCAAAAUAGACUAAGUGUACUUUAUUAUUUGCUUCGGUUAACGCACUUUAUUUUCAUUAUUUUUCACCGAUGGUAUUAGUAUGAUUUAUGAUCAUCAUUAUUACUAUUGCUAAUUGCUACUAUUAUUAUCAUUAUUAUAUUAAUCACCGUUGUACUUUAUACAGUUUCGUUUUUCUUUUUUUUUUUGUUGUAAAUAAUCGGCUAUCUUUCUGCGAAGAAAGAUUGAAAAUGUAAGGGAAAGAAAGGACAGAGGGACAUGAAAAGUUCACUCAUAUGUAAUACCAAAGUUUAUCGUAGUUAAAUCUCUUCUCUUAGUUUUCUACAUUCCUUUUCGUACAAUAUUUGCCUCUGUAAUCUGCGUAUAUAUACUUCUUUCUCGAACGAACAUUUUUUCUACAAGUACAAUACUUUUUCUUCUACCAUUGAAUUUCGAGAAAAUCUUUGUAUGCCUUUACAGCUACUUUGCAGAUACAUUACGAUUAUCACUGCCUAUACUGUGUCGUUUUGGAGUGUACCACGUUUACAUGAUACUUCUGAUGUGUUGUUCAUAAGAUACGACGUAAUAUUUUGCAUUAAUUCUAUUUAAUUAAUGUCGAAUGACUCAUUAUUUAUGAAUUUUCAACUGCAAGUAAAAGAUAAUUCAAAAUUACUCUUUUUCGACGAUUUACCCUUCGAGUUGUUUCAAACAAUAACGUUUGUAAAUGCUUCUAAAAAGUACACACAAGAAUCAUUAAUUAUUAUGAACACUCUCCAGUAAUACUAUUUUUAACAGUCAUAAAAAAAGCAAGCAUGCGAUAUAUAUAUAUUUUAUACGUUUUACGAUCAAUGUAUUUUUACAAACUGUUUCAGACUGGGUGUAAAAGAUAGCUCACUCGAACGCUUAAUUUCUUGGAAUUUAUAAAACAAGAUAUGUUGUAUGUACAGCAGCCAUUUCAAUUGUAAAAAAUGUUGAAAUGUUUAACAUCUUGCUGAACGUUAUAAUACAGUCACUUUUAAACGAGUAUACACACGCACACGAAAUAAUAAAACUGACGAUGCAGAAUACAUAAAAUGUAAGAAAGUUUGAAUAUUUUUAGAAAAUGUGUUACAUUAUCAUUAGUAUCUUAAACAUCUCUCUACUACUGCUAAUUAAACUUCAUGUAUAUAACGUAAAAUCGAUUUAAAAAAAGAGCGUCUCUUUGUCUAAAAAUUUAGAAAAAAAAUAAAAGACUAAGUUUACCAUUCUCUAGUGUGAUUUCUAUGCUGGCCUUGCAAAAUCAAAGAAAGAUUAUCUAUAUUACAAAGAAAUAUGUGUUAUUAUAUUAUGAGAGGGAGAGUGAGUGAGUGAGUGUGAGAGAGAAAAAAUAUUAAUGCUAUAAAUAUAUAUAUAUACACACAUAUAUAUAUAUUUUGUAUUUAAUAUUAAUCGCCCAAAUUUAACAGAACUGCGAAUACUAUUAUUAUUCUCUGAUACUAUGACACGAAAGUAUAUAUUUCUUAUGACUGGUGUACGUAUUCGCAUUCUAUUUUUUCUUUUCUAUGCACGACUGUCAACUUGAAAAUCAGUGGUAAUGAUGUUCGCCAAUAAAUAAAACGAUUUAAACCAA